Messenger RNA from Sceloporus undulatus (fence lizard), 1529 nucleotides. It is a transcript of the gene CFAP97D2, whose product is annotated as CFAP97 domain containing 2. The record is from RefSeq and is a predicted model, not a curated record. The coding region runs from base 84 to 725 and encodes 213 amino acids. The transcript has 5 exons. Lineage: Eukaryota; Metazoa; Chordata; Lepidosauria; Squamata; Phrynosomatidae.
UUUAGUUCAAGAAGGUCCUGGCUGGUGAUGACUCAUUCCCUUUGAAGGAGCCCAGAUUUAAAGAUAUUUCAUGUUGUUUUAAGAUGCAUCGUGCUUACCAGUCAAUUUUGCCAUGUGGCAAUAAAUAUCUGCAGCAAAAGUGGGACCAAGCUACAUAUGAAGAACACAAGAAAAAGAUCCAGACAGCCAAACCUGUGAUAGAUACCUCUCCUCCUCCAACAUACGGGCAUCUUCAUGUGAAGUUAAGAAAACUCAAGCUGGAUAAGGAACGUUUGUCUAUCAUUGAGAGAGACAACCAUCUGCUGCUCAGGAAGAUAUCUCUUAUUAUGAGAACUACAGGAAGAGUUGAUAACAGAAAUGAUUAUGUGGCCAAAAGUUUAAACAGAAAAAAGCGAGAACAAGAAUUACUAAGAGUAAGCCAAGAGAAUCGUACCAUUCUGGAAAGGAUUACAAAGUGUAAGCCUCAGUACAAGGUCCAGAAGUGGAAUGAAGACUGGCAAAAGACUGAAAGCUAUAUUAACAAUAUCACAAGAUAUCCUCUUGGACUGCCCAAGUUGCCAGAUCAAAAGGAGCAAAGAUUCAACAAAACAGAAAAAAAGAGACAGAAGGAGAACCAUAUGAAAGAUGAAUGUCUGAAAGACAAACCAGGAAAAAAGGAACUAAUUUACCAGAGCACCGAGUCAAACAAGGAUCAUCACAGAGAAAACUCAAUAGAAAAGUUGUGAUUUCGACUCUUACAAAGGCAAUACAGACUUGCAAGAAAGCAGUUAGCUUCAGGCUAAGUGUUUAUGUCAAGGUUAUGACAGGUUAAGUGGUUCAGCAGAAACAAACAUUUCACUAUUAAUUAUAAAGUCACCAGAAAAAUACCAAAAAAAAUAUGAAUGGUUUUUAAAGUUAUUCAUAGAGGAGAUCUCUUGGUAUCAACAGCACUGAGUAUCACCAGAACAUUGUUCUUUCAUGAUAUAUGUCAACUUCAUCAGUUUUCAUGCUCUGAAGCUAUCUACUUUUAGUUAUCCACACAGACUAAUCUUAGUGGUAUCUGUAGAUAGAGUCACAGUCCUUUUUCUAGAGAUUUAAUUAGUUGUAGGGUCCAAUAAUUAGCUAUUAAUCUGUUCCCUUGACAGUACAAUCCUAUGCUUAUCCAUUUGAAUAAGAUUCCCACUAUGUUGAAGCCUACUUCCUAAUAUGUAUUGGGAUUGUUCUUUUUCUUAUCCUGACAUGGACAUAGCAUUAGAUCCUGACUUAAUUAUAUUUAGAGUACAACCACUAAUUCUAAUUAUGACUAAAUCUGAGACUGAUUUUUAGUACUUAUCCUGGGAUCCAAGGAAUUCCUAGGGGUUUCAUAGAUGCGUUUUAUGAUGCCAUAAAUUGGAUGCAAAAAUGAUUGCUUUUUCUUUGUGUUCCUUUUUCUGUCAUUGUGAAUUUUGGGGUUAAAUUUUGAUAUAGUCUUUUCAAGAGUUAAUUGUAACCUUUUUAUUCCAGACUAGGGUCUAUGAAGGAAAUCAGUUUCCAACACAAUAAAAUAAAUU